Messenger RNA from Verticillium dahliae VdLs.17, 815 nucleotides. RefSeq lists its product as uncharacterized. The coding region runs from base 13 to 339 and encodes 108 amino acids. The record is from RefSeq and is a predicted model, not a curated record. The transcript has a single exon. Lineage: Eukaryota; Fungi; Ascomycota; Sordariomycetes; Glomerellales; Plectosphaerellaceae.
AGGCACGCCCGCAUGUCCAUCCUGGGAGUAGCUCGUCGAAACCCUUCUCAACAAUCCCAAUGGAGUCCACGGCACGCCUCGAAGCCGGCAGCUGUGUCGUCAAAAGGAAGGAGAGCAAGCGGAUACUUCAGCAUUCGUACGCUAUGCCAGCUUAUUGAUGCUACACAGAUUGCCGAUGCGAUGCGCUUUUGGCAUUGUUCGGAUGGGGCUCAACGAGAAAAGCCUUGUCUAUUGUCCCAGCAAAGGCAAACUUGGUAUCGAGAUCAGUAUGAUUCUCAUCCUCCGCGGGCCUUUACGAGCCAAAUGGCUGUCUCGGGUGCGAACUUGGAUGCAUUUUAAAAAUCCCACAGGUCUGUUCUCCACGUGUAUCAGAGCGUUGUGCAUCCCCCGAAGUGGCCGGACAUUGCUAAUUAGGAAGAAGCUCCCUUGACAGCCAAGCUAGCGCAUAUUCCGGUGUUGUGGGUUGGAAUUCGUUUUGAACAAGAACGUUGGCCAACGAGACUCGUAUUCACCGAGGCAUCAGUAACAAAAGCACUGCCGCUCUAUGCCUCUUCGAGCCUCAAACAGAGAGUCGAGAGGCCGUUACAAAGGGUUGCUGAUCCGACUCUUUGCACUUCUCAAACUCGCGGGCUUGCUGUCGACACCUCAUGUGUCUGAUGUGGGUCACGACAUUCUGGCAAUCGCCAGGCGACAUCCCCACUCAUUCACGCAAUAUCAAGUUGACGGUGAGCGCGGCCAUCGCCAGUCGGAAAAACGAUCCUUCAUUCCGAUUAGUCUAGUGGUUAGGAUAUCGGCUUGUCAUCGCUCUUCAAGGC